Molecule: messenger RNA, 1359 nt
Organism: Suillus subalutaceus
Lineage: Eukaryota; Fungi; Basidiomycota; Agaricomycetes; Boletales; Suillaceae
Product: interferon-inducible GTPase-domain-containing protein
Exons: 2
Coding region: 269-1237 (322 amino acids)
Cellular component (GO): membrane
Molecular function (GO): GTP binding
Source: RefSeq, a predicted model, not a curated record
AUCCACCAGAUUUCUCUGCACUGCAUGGUUUUCUUCCUCGCGAUCCCAUUCGUGAUCCCAGCCGCAGUGUCUGCAGUGUCCGCAGGGGUUGCAGCCGUAGCCAGCCGCCGCCCCGCGAUGCCAUUGGUGGUUUCAGCCGCAGGGUCUGCAGUGUCCGCAGGGGUUGCAGCUGUAGCCAGCCGCCACCCCGCGAUCCCAUUGGCGGUUUCAGCCGCAGGGUCCGCAGUGUCCACGGGGGUUGCGCUUGUAACCAGCUGGCCAGCUUAUUAUGCAAGAGCCAAGCAACUGGCAGCAGAAGAGGACAGCAAGGAAGAUGGAAACCUUGGUGCAGACGGCGACCCUCGCAGCCUUGUCCAAGGCGGGCGAGGCCGAAGACAGUGCUAAAACGGCACUGAACGGUCUGGAAGAACUGCAACGGCUGUCUGCAGAAGCUAGUCGCAAAGCAGGGGAGGCGAGGCUCGCUAUUGAGCGCAAAUGGUUCGAAGGCGUUCGCCCCGAGUGUCGCCCUUCGGAUGAAGAUAUCAGUCGCAUGAAGGCCCAGUAUCAUUACAGUCCAGGAUUCAUUCACAUCGCAGUCGUUGGCUCUGCUGGAGCUGGCAAGUCGUCCUUCAUUAAUGCUGUCCGUGGCUUGUCCAGAAAUGACCCAGUGGCCGCUCCUACGGGAAUCGUCGAAACCACUGACACUGUCAUGAGAUAUGCUGAUCCGCGCCAAGAUUCUUGGACGGUUUGGUACGACGUUCCCGGAUCAGGCACUCCAAAUGUGUCUGAUUGGCAGUACUUCAAUGACAUGGGUCUCUACAUCUUCGACUGCAUCAUCGUGCUCACAGACAAUCGUGUCUUAGAUUCCGACCUCGCCAUCCUCCGCGCCUGUAAGCCAUUCAAGAACAUUGAGACGUUCAUUGUUCGCUCCAUGUCAGACCAACACAUUAACAACAUGGUGUCCGAGAAGAUGCCGCAAGGCUUCGACCCUUAUGAUCCAGACAUGGACGCCGAAACACGUUCUCUUUUCUUCCUAAAGACAACAGAAGAACGGCAAAGGUUCAUCGACGAAACUUCGCAGAAUGUGCAAACGCACCUUGAGAGGGAAAAGCUCCUUCCUAAGAAGGUCUACGUCAUUUGUGUGGACGCCAUGCUUGCAACAGUGAACAAGAUCCGCUCCUCAAAGGCAAUUGACGAGGCAGACCUUCUGAGUGAUAUCAAAGGAUUUGUGUUGCAGCGUCUGCAAUCGGGGUGCUAAAAAGCCAGCUAGUCCUGUCUUGGAUCCUGACAGCCCCCACAAGGCUUGCAUUAGCGUCACCUUUUGUUUGCUGAUUUAGUUCAUUUUCUCGUCAGAUAUCACCGUACCUCUCCCCCAAGUGU